AUGGGGGAUCUGCAGAAAUGCCUGGCCGGUGGGGAAUACGACGAGCUGAAGGACUGUCCCCUGUAUGAAAGCAAUUUCGUACAGGUCACGAGAUCAGGGGAGGUGGCCAAUAGGGUCACUGUGGGGAUCGCUGCCAGCAGCCGCAGCCUGGAGCUGCCUGAUCUGAUGUUGCUGGCCCGGCCUGAAAAGUAUGGAGAAAGGGGGCACACAUUUCUCCUACCCACCAGGCUUCUGCCCCUGAAGUUUGUCCGGAUCUCCAUCCACGACAGGACCCGAUACCAGUUAAAAGUUAGGCUGGCUAGCGGCCGCCUGUUCUACCUGCAGCUUCUGGUGCGUCCUCCAGAACUGGACAAUGUUUUUGGGCAGUGGAUACGGUUGCUCUACUGCCUACACGUGUGCCAGCCAGCGUUCCUGAGCUACCCCCAUCGUGCUGUGACCAGGAGGUCAUCAUAUGCGAGCUGCAGCUUCCCUCCCCAAGAAUCAAAGAUUCUGAAUGAGGACCCCUUCCUUGUACGUUGUCGGUCGCCGUAA
Molecule: messenger RNA, 531 nt
Organism: Gekko japonicus
Lineage: Eukaryota; Metazoa; Chordata; Lepidosauria; Squamata; Gekkonidae
Product: protein FAM71E1-like
Exons: 4
Coding region: 1-531 (176 amino acids)
Cellular component (GO): nucleus
Source: RefSeq, a predicted model, not a curated record